UUUCAGACGAGCGCCGUGCUGUGUGCGGGUGGCUGUGUCCUGCUGGCCCUCAGCUCGCUGCUGGCCAUCGUUGCUGUCCUACUGCCCGGCGGAGCCUGCGAGAGGCGAGUCUGCACCCUGGCUGGCUACAUGCAGACAGCAGCAGUGUUCAUAAUGGCUUCUGGACUUUUGGUUUACCCUUUUGGUUUCAACUCUGCUACUGUGAAGAGAUUCUGUGAGAAUUCAGACAUCUACUAUGCAGGAGACUGCCAGAUUGGCUGGGGGUACAUGCUGGCAAUUGUUGGGGUCAUGUUGUCUGUCUUUUUACCAUUCUUUGCAAAAUAUGCACCAAAAGAGCACAUAUCUCCAACUCCAAUACCUACUAUUUUAUAGUAUUUUAUUACUGUUUAAGAACAGAACAUUCCUGUCUACGGGCAAUGGGCAGAAAUUAUUAUAGCACUUCCAUUUAGCUGUAUUGCUAAAGAGCAAAGAGGAGAUGGGGAAGAGAAGGUCAGAUUCACAAAGACCAAAAGUGCAUUGAUAGUCUUCCGUACGUACGAGCAGCGAACACUCUGGAACUGAAAUAAGAUGAAGCAGCAGCCUUUAUACUGCUCUAAACAUAUAGUGGCAUAAUGCCUUAGACAAAAAAAAAAUCGGUUUAUCCUCAAAACAUCUGUCUACCUCCCAGUUUCUUUUGUGUCUCAAAAUUGUAAGUCUUUUAAAAGCUUCAAUUCACUUUUUAUAUAUUAUUAAAUGUCAAAACUUUUAUGAACCCAAUAAUUUUAAAAUCAAUAAUGAUAUUUUGUUACAAUUGUUUUGAUUAGUGACAAAAGCAUGUACUAGUAGCCACGGCCUAAAAUUAAGUUUGAUAUCUAAAAUGAACUGUAUUCAAGAAAAGUUUUUUUAAUCUAUAUGUAUUAGUAGUAUCUGCAUAUUUUAAGUUGUUGGCACACUUUUUAAUACUGAUCUAAUCGUAAAGAAUUAAUCUUCAUGAAGGCUUGCAUAAAAUUUAAGUUAGAUCUCUCUUUGUCUGAAAAGAAGUAACUACUUCCAAAGGCUUCAUGAUGAUUUAAUAGUUUAACAACAGCAAAAAAAAAUGCCAGAGAAUUUUUUUUCAGUGUUUCUUAAAUUAUAAUUUUAGGUGGACUUUUACAAAAUUAUUUGAACUAUUAGAACAGUAGAUUUUGUUGUUUGAUUUUUAAGGCCAAAAAGAAAAAUCUGUUUAAAAAAAUGUAUGUGCCCAAUGGCCCCUAUAUGUAGCGACAGUGCGAGCCAGAAUGAACUAGACUCUAAUAUUUCCAUUAGUAUUAAGAGCCCAUUAUUGUUUAAAAAAAAAAAAAAAAAGUGAAGUGAAAUGCUACUGAUCACAACUAA
Calidris pugnax (ruff) is the source of this 1353-nucleotide messenger RNA. RefSeq names its product transmembrane protein 211 (gene LHFPL7). The record is from RefSeq and is a predicted model, not a curated record. Lineage: Eukaryota; Metazoa; Chordata; Aves; Charadriiformes; Scolopacidae. Gene Ontology annotation, cellular component: membrane. The transcript is spliced from 2 exons. The annotation marks the transcript as partial.